GUCGCGUUUCCUGGAGAUUCGAAAUUGCAUCGCUCCCGUUCCGACUCCGAAGCAACAUAAAUUCUAAGCGUGGUUUUUACGUUGGGAGGGUGCUCUCAAUUGAGUUUCGAACGGGGUUUGUAUUGGAUAGAUGGAUUCCUGCUUCGGUGAAUUGCGUCCGGAGGUAUUGGCCGGAGAUCGCCGGUCGGAGGCUCUAGGUGACCUCCGUGUUCUUCCGGAUGAAGUUUUGUGUAUUAUAUUGGCGAAUCUCACGCCUCUCGAUGUCGCGCGCCUCUCUUGUGUUAGCAGUGUGAUGUAUAUAUUGUGCAACGAGGAGCCACUGUGGAUGACUCUGUGCCUUAGUGUUGUGAUUCGUGAUCUGGAGUACAAAGGAUCGUGGAAGAAAUCUGCCUUGCACCAAUUAGAUUUGCUACACAAAUAUACCGAAGCUCCGCCAAAACAAACUCUGUACUUUGAUGGAUUCAAUUCAUUGUUUCUCUACAGAAGGUUCUAUAGAUGUAAUACGACAUUAAAGGAAUUUUACUUUGAUGAUGGAAAUGUCGAGAGAAGGGAGAACAUCUCAUUGGAAGAGUUCCAUAAGGAUUAUGAUGGUCAAAAACCAGUUAUGAUUGAUGGAUUAGCAGAUAAUUGGUCUGCAAGGAAAUCAUGGACAUGUGAAGAGUUCUUGCUGAAGUAUGCAGAUACAAAGUUUGGUAUAUCACAAAGGAGUUCAAAGAAAAUAAACAUGAAGUUUAAGGAUUAUAAUUCAUACAUACAACUUCAACGUGAUGAAGAUCCUCUAUACAUUUUUGACGAUAAGUUUGGGGAAGCAGCACCAGACUUGUUGAAGGAUUACAGUGUGCCCCAACUAUUUCAAGAAGACUAUUUUGAUGUACUGGAUAUUGAUCAUCGACCUCCUUUUAGGUGGCUUAUAAUUGGACCAGAGAGAUCUGGGGCCUCGUGGCAUGUUGAUCCAGGUCUAACCAGUGCAUGGAACACGCUUCUCUCCGGCCGUAAAAGGUGGGCUUUGUAUCCUCCAGGACGUGUUCCUUUAGGAGUGACGGUGCAUGUAAAUGAAGAUGAUGGUGAUGUCAAUGUGGAUAGUCCAUCAUCUUUGCAGUGGUGGCUGGAUUUUUAUCCCCUUUUGGGCCCCGAAGACAAACCAAUAGAGUGUACCCAAAUGCCAGGAGAAACGAUAUAUGUUCCAACUGGGUGGUGGCAUUGUGUGUUGAAUUUGGAGACCACUAUUGCAGUCACACAAAAUUUUGUCAACUCCAAAAACUUUGAAUAUGUAUGCUUGGACAUGGCUCCUGGGCACCUUCAUAAAGGCGUCUGCCGUGCAGGGUUUCUUGCUCUUGAUGAGGUUUCCUAUAAUGAUAUUGUUAAGCAUGACUCUGAUUUAACUAGGAAAGAGAAGAGGGUCCGGAUGUGCCAGUCCCUAGAGGAUGCAGUCUCUGAGAAUGUAACAAAUAUGGAUACACGUGAUGAUUUGAAGGAUUUAGAAUAUUCUUAUGAUAUUAAUUUCCUAUCCAUGUUUCUGGAUAAAGAGAAGGACCACUAUACUUCAUUGUGGAGCUCUGGAAACUCCAUGGGACAGCGAGAAAUGCGAGAUUGGUUAUGGAAACUCUGGGUUGGAAGACCAGAACUUAGAGACCUAGUAUGGAAGGGGGCCUGUCUAGCGCUCAAUGCUGAAAAAUGGUUUGAACGUGCGGGAGAAAUUUGUGCAUUUCACAAAUUACCUGCCCCUCGGCUUGAUGAGAAACUUCCUGUUGGCACAGGCAGCAAUCCUGUCUAUGUCGUUGAUGAUUAUGUGAUAAAAAUAUUUGCCGAAGGAGGCUUGGAAACUUCGCUUUAUUGUUUAGGCACUGAGCUCGAGUUCCAUAAUCUACUGAAUAAACUGAACUCCUCUCUGAAGAAUCACAUCCCUACCGUAUUAGCAAGUGGGAUUCUCAUUUACGAAAAUGGAUCACGCAGAGCCUUGCCCUGGGAUGGUAGAGGCAUAUUGGACGUAGUCACCACAAGCAAUUCCGUCUCAAUAAGAUAUAAUGAAGUGGACUACGCAUUUGGAGUCUGGGGGAAAAAACUCUUCGAACAUGAAAUAGCUGGGAAGCUGCCACUACACGAAUUAACCAAUAGUGAGAAGAGCUCCUCGGUGUGGCCGUAUAUUGUGACAGAAAAAUGCGAGGGAAAAAUAUUUACUGAACUAAGAGAUGCCCUCUCCUCGGCAGAUACACUUAAUUUGGCCUCCUUCCUUGGUGAGCAGCUGCGUGAUAUUCACCUUUUGCCUGUGCACUGGCCAUCUCCCGAUGACUCGACUCUUUCAGUCGGAGAAGAUCAUUUGAAAAUGGCCCUCGCUAAUGGGCAUGGUGCGGCUCACUCAUUCGACCGGAGAUUAUUUGUCAGCAUUCUGAACAAGCGGAGGAAGAACAUCACAAAGCGAUUGGUUGAUUGGGGCCAUCCAAUUCCUAGCAACCUGAUUGAGAAAAUUGACGACUACAUCCCUCUCGACUUGACAGGGUUUUUAGAUAUUUUUGAGGACGAGACAGGAUUCCGAAGAUCGUGCACCUGGAUACACUCGGAUGUAAUGGAUGAUAAUAUAUACAUGACUCCAUGCCGCCCGGCUUCUCGAUUGGCAGAAAGCGCCCCCUUUCCUCGGCUACCCGAUAAUGCAUUGUUUAGCAAAUCUAACUGCAGCCAGACGCAGUCAUGGUGUCCAAGCCACAUUCUUGAUUUCAGUGAUUUGUCCAUAGGAGAACCAAUAUUCGAUCUGAUUCCCGUACAUCUUGACGUAUUCCGGGGAGAUCCUACUCUCCUGAAACAGUUUCUCGGCAGCUACAAACUUCCGCUCUUGAAAAGGGAAUUGCUCAAACAGUCGGUCGAGGACAGCAGGUUCAAAAAACUCUCCUACCGCGCCAUGUGCUACUGUAUUUUGCAUGACGACAACGUUCUCGGAGCCGUUUUCGGACUCUGGAGAGAGCUGAGGACAGCAACGUCAUGGGAAGAAGUUGAGGAGAAGGUUUGGGGUGAACUAAACAACUAUGCAGGCUUCUGCUGACCGUUCUUUUUGAAAUUAUUAUGGUAAACUUUACUUCUCACCACAUAAAAAAUAAAUAAAAAAUGAAAAAUAGAAGGGUUGGGAAUUCCAGGGGUAUUAUAGUACGUUGUUAACUAAGAAUUUGGCCAAUGCUUUAUCUGUGUUACUGUUUUUCUAUCAUCUAAUUACAUUAUUGUUCUUAAUACUAUCCUAUUGUAGUUUAUUUUGUUUCACUACAAUGGAUAUGAUUUUAAUUAUAGUAAAA
This is a messenger RNA of Andrographis paniculata, 3278 nucleotides long. RefSeq names its product lysine-specific demethylase JMJ21. Gene Ontology annotation, molecular function: protein binding. The transcript is spliced from 16 exons. Bases 131 to 3034 code for a protein of 967 amino acids. Lineage: Eukaryota; Viridiplantae; Streptophyta; Magnoliopsida; Lamiales; Acanthaceae. Gene Ontology annotation, cellular component: cytoplasm. The record is from RefSeq and is a predicted model, not a curated record.